Messenger RNA from Camellia sinensis, 777 nucleotides. Lineage: Eukaryota; Viridiplantae; Streptophyta; Magnoliopsida; Ericales; Theaceae. The record is from RefSeq and is a predicted model, not a curated record.
AUGUAUGAUAUCUCCCGUGUUAAAUCCAAAGCUCCUUGUGUUUUUCUGGGUGAUUUUAAUGCUAUUAGAUACCAGCAGGAAAAAAUUGGGGGGACUUCUAACUGGACAAAUGAAAAUGAGGAAUUUAAUUCUUAUGUGAAUGCCUCUGAGUUGGCUGACUUAUCUUAUGGUGGUUGCCAAUUCACAUGGGCUAACAAAAGGAGUGAAGGGGCUUAUAUUGCUACUAAAAUUGAUAGAGUCCUGGUUAAUGAGGCUUGGAUGGACAAAUUUCCUGAGGCUACUGCCAACUUUCUUCCGUCUGGCAUAUCUGACCAUUCCCCUGCUGUGGUCAAUAUCAGUGCUGCUAAGAGCUCCUUCAAGAAACCCUUCAAAUACUUUCAUUUCUGGUCUCAACACCCAGAUUUUCUGAGUACGGUUUCUAACACUUGGGGGCAGUAUAUCCGGGGCGUUCCUAUGUUUAGAGUCUGUCAAAAACUUAGGCAGCUUAAAAUUAGCCUUAAGCUUUUGAACAAAAAGGAUUUUAGUGAUAUAUCUACUCGUGUUCAGAAUGCUAAGGCUAAUUUGGAUCUGAUCCAGUAUAAGCUGGAUAAAGAUCCUGUGAACAAUGGGUUGCAAGUUCAGGAGAGAGAGGAGCUGAAAAAAUACAUUGAGCUUAGUAAGUUAGAAGAAAGUCUUGCCCUUCAAAAAUCCAGGGUGCAAUGGCUUGGGCUUGGGGACAGAAAUAGCAAAUUCUUUUUUAGGUCUGUGAAGAGCAAUAUCAACAGAGGGAAAAUUUGA